This is a messenger RNA of Blepharisma stoltei, 1273 nucleotides long. NCBI's taxonomy places the organism in Eukaryota, Ciliophora, Heterotrichea, Heterotrichida, Blepharismidae. The record is from the annotation of a GenBank genome assembly.
AUGCCAAAUUUACUGUAUUUAGUAUUUAAUUUAUCCUCAAUUUUUCAAAUAAACCUAUUUCCAUACCAAAAAUUAAAAAUAAUGGAAAAAAGCGAAAAUCAGUCUAAUGAAGACCCUUUCAAUGAAGAACACAAAAACGAAAACCUCCAAAACCCUUCGCCUCAGCCUCAAAAAUUUUUAACUAUUUCUGUAUCUUUUAUUCAGAUAGUUCGGACUUCCGUAGAACAAUCAAUUCCUCAAGUUUUCACAGUUAAUGCAACAGGUGUUAUCAAUUCUCAAAGAACUCCACAAGAUCGCACUAUCAGGAUUGGCCGUCAACAAGUGACAGAAGAUGGAAAAAGGCCUAACGACAUCACUCUCCCUGCAAGUGACCGUGCAAUUAGCCGUUCCCAUUGUAUGAUAGAUUGUAAUGAUUUUUUUAAUAAAGAGAUCCCGGAUACUUGGAUUGCGUUUCUUAUGGGCUAUCAUCCUCGGUUGGGUAAAAAAUCCAUAUAAAUAAACAAUUUUUUUAUAUUAAAAAUAAUAUUUAAUAAAAUUAAGAAUACUGCAAUUUCUCCCUCAAGAUCUGUUUCGCUGCAUUCUUCUGUUUUUAAAAGAGCCGAAAUCUCCUUUUUUAAUUGAUCUAGGCAGCAUGUGUGGAACUUAUAUCCGUGUUUCCAAUGUAGAUCCUAUCGAACUUGAAGUAGGGCAAAAUUUUUUGAUUGGAAGCGAUAUAAUUAUAGAGAUCGAUAGAGUUGUAUGCGAUCCUGUCCCACUUACAGUUAAUUCUGAACAAACCUUAGAAGAGUACCAAAAUAUUGCUUAAAAACAAUAAUUCGUGAUAAAAUCCUGUAUAAUAAAUAUUAUUUAAUUUUUUAUAAAAAAGUAUACAUUUACUGAGUCUGAUUUAGCUAUUGAUGAUAUUGGGCCUUAUAUUGCUAUCAAAGUAAGCAGAAACCCAAACGAUAAUGAAGAAACUAUGAGUCCUUCUACAUGGAAAUUCGCAGCUGAAGAAAAAUACAAAGUUUUCACAAUAGGGAGAUCACAGAUUUGUGAUAUUCAGCUUCCAGAAAACACGAUUUCUAGAACUCAAUGCAGGGUUGUUUAUGAUGAAGGAAAGUGGCUGCUCUAUGAUGGGCUUGACAGUAAAGCUACAGUAAAUGGCACAUGGUUUUCAGUUUUCAGAAAAAAUAGAAGUGGAAGAGAGCAUUCAGCGCCUUGCAAGCUAAAAAGUGGAAGCCAAAUUAAAGUUUCUGACACUAUACUUCAGAUCGAUUGGGAAGCUGAUAAAUAA